Ochlerotatus camptorhynchus is the source of this 3888-nucleotide messenger RNA. Its product is annotated as zinc finger protein 91-like. The coding region runs from base 84 to 3497 and encodes 1137 amino acids. The transcript is spliced from 4 exons. The record is from RefSeq and is a predicted model, not a curated record. Lineage: Eukaryota; Metazoa; Arthropoda; Insecta; Diptera; Culicidae. Gene Ontology annotation, biological process: regulation of transcription by RNA polymerase II. Gene Ontology annotation, cellular component: nucleus. Gene Ontology annotation, molecular function: zinc ion binding; DNA-binding transcription factor activity, RNA polymerase II-specific; RNA polymerase II transcription regulatory region sequence-specific DNA binding.
GCGAAAAAGAAAGUUUUCGAUACACAAAUCGCAUCCGACAAAAAGAGCAAAUUUUCCCACGAAAACGGUUCGUGCGGUGUGAAAUGGACACUUCCAUGACCGCCGGGGACGAUCUGCUGGACGUGCCAAAUGGCGAUCCGGCAACCUACUGCCGACUGUGCACGUCGGAGGUGGAUGUGGAGGAACUGUUUCCGGACGGGCAAGGGAUCCGGCAGGAUGUGAUCGACCGAAUUCAGGAAUGUACCGGAAUUCAGAUUACCCUGGAGGACGACUAUCCGUCGGCGGUAUGCUGGAUGUGCUUGAUAUCGUUGGAAGAAUUCCAGUGGUUCCGAGAGCGGUGCCACCGGUAUGAUGUACUGAUACGUCGUAAGCGGAAGCAAGUGAGCCUCAAUGAAGAUCCAGUGGUAGUGGUGGCAGGUAAUCAUAGCUUCGAUGUAGUCAUGGAAGACGAUGAGGGGGAUUAUGAUGACGACGAUGAGGACGAGCCUGACGGGCCGGUAUUGAGAAUUUCCUCCGUUCAGGAAAAUGUUAGAACGAUCGAGGAGGAUAGUAUGUUGGAGAUUUCCGUAUAUCAACCGGCGGAGGAGGAGGAAGAGCAGCUAGAUGUGAAGCCAGAUUCGGAAAUGUUGGCGGCUUACGCCGCACAUUUCAUGGUCGGUGGAGACGGCCCGGAUGCACUGGAUGCUACGUCUACCUCGGAGGAAGCGGAGCGUCGGUUCAAGUGCAACCUAUGCAGCAAGACGUUCAAAAACCGAGCGAAUCUCUGGGAACACAAUCGAUUGCACACGGGAAACCUUCCGUUCUCGUGUAAAGAUUGUGGAACGACCUUUAGUCGGGUGAAAUCUCUGAUGGCCCACAAGCAAAGAUAUCACUCGAAGGAUUCGACCGAAGAUCCUCCGCUGAGAUUGCAGUGCAAAUUCUGUCCUCGUGUGUUCCCUCGCAAAGGCGACCGUACGCAGCACAUGAAAAUGGGUCAUCCGGAUUUGUACGAUCCAACUGAUAAGAUGGAGGCACCAACGCCGACACUCUCGAGCGGAAGGAACACUCCAGCUGCCAGCUUUGGUGCAGCUUCUUCUGCUGUGCAUGUCUUGCCGGAAAGGAAGGCCGUCGCCAUCAAGAAGUCACUUUCUUCAAGUACUCCAACGCCGAGUCCGUCAACAGCAAAUGAUUCCAAUAGCAACUGUACCAUUUGCAUGAAGAGCUUCCAAUCCGGACGGGAAAUGGAGGACCACGUGAGCAAUGAUCACCCGAAAGGCUCCAUUAUGCCGUGUCCUUUCUGUCCGAAGACGUUCAAAUCGAGGCAGACCAUUCGGAUGCACAUUCUCAAUCACCAGGGCAAAUUGCCGUACAAAUGCGACGAUUGUGAUGCGCGUUUCGAUCGAAAGUUCUAUCUGCAGAAGCACCGGGAACGCUACCACCAGGGAGACAACCAUUUAAUAUUGAAAUGCCGCUUCCGAUGCAAGUUCUGCCCUCGGCUAUUCCAGCGGAAGAUUGAUCGUAAAACUCACACCCGCAUGGUGCAUUUGAAAGAAAUCAGGAUCAAAAAAGAGAAGAUGGAUCCGGAAAUUGACGGUGAGGGGGAAGCUUCCGCAGCAACUCCAACAAAUCAAUCGCCACCAACCGAACUCAGCUUCGGUUGCCUCGUGUGUGGAAAGCAGUUUGCCUCAGCGGAAAAGCUUCGAAACCACACGAAUAUCCACCACGUAAAGAAAGACAUUAAACCCGUCUUGGCCAUGAAGGCCAAACAGGCAACCAUGCGGCCAUCGCUGAACGUUCGCCGGCCGUUCAAGUGUCCGUACUGUCCGAAGACGUUUGCCCAGAAGUACGUCAUGACAGAGCACACGUUCAUCCAUACGGGCUCGUUGCGCUACCCGUGCGACAAGUGCAUGGCCAUGUUCAACCGUCCGCACUACCUGCGGGCUCACCAGCUCAAGUAUCACGGAAAAGAUUCCAAAUUCAAAGCAAUCAAGUGUCGAUUCUGCACGAGGAGCUUCGUGCGCAAGCAGGACAUUAAGAUUCACGAACGGAUUGCUCACAACGUGCUCCAGGACGAUGGGACCGUUCAGCGGGAGAUCAUCGAAGCCUCACAAAACGGAAACGCUUCCGUGGCUGCGGAGGAGGGAGUUGACGAUGGUGGUGGUGAGGUAACAACGGGUACAACCGGAACGGCGGCUCCUUAUGUCGUCGAUGAAGAGCUGGAUGAUUUCGACGGCGAUGAUGACGACUAUGACGAUGGAGAGAAUGGAGACUACGUCGACACCCAUGAUUUGCCGGAAAAUCCGGAGAUUCGGGACGUGGUCGUAACACUGGAACGCAUCCCCGAGGACGUCCUGGAGACGCUCGACAAUUCCUACGACGAUUACGAAGAGGAGCAUCAGGCGGCAGAUGACGACGUGGAAGAGGCGGAAGAGGAACCCAACGGAGACGCCGAUUCGGCCAGCAAUCGCAGCACGGAGACACCACGUCUGAACAUGAGCCUAACGCUGCACCGGUGCCCCAAGUGUCACAAGGUGUUUAAGACUCGCAAAUCGCUCAAACAUCACAUGAUCUACCAUCAGAACCAGUUGCCAUUCUCGUGCGACGAGUGCGGUGUCCAGUUUCCUCGCAAUCGGCCACUUCAGGUUCACAAGCAGCGGUACCACUCGGAGGAUGCUCCGUACACGGGAGAGCGCUUCAGCUGCGAUUACUGUCCGAGGAUCUUCCUGCGGGAUCGCGACAAGCUGUUCCAUCAGAAAACCGUACACUCGCUGGAGCGUGCCAUUCGGGACGACGGCACUCCGGAACUUAAGAAAGCAAAGGUCAAGAGACGAAAAGAUUACGUUUGCUUGCACUGCUGCGAACGAUUCGAAACCGAAAAGUCCUGCCAGCGGCACAUCAACGUGGUUCAUCCGGAUGAAUCACCGGUAAAAACCCCUUGCGAUUCACCGAUUCCAGCGAUGCUGGUUACACCCAAGCUGGAACCUGAAGCGGAAUCAACCGCCAACGAUGAUGGUGAUGAUAUAAAACCAACCAUUCCACAACAAUAUCAAUCCCUGCCGCCACCUCCUCCACCGGCCAUCGGAAGACCGUACAAACUGUGCCGCUGUUCGACAUGCGUGGCCAUUUUCAAGAACCGCGAUCAAUGGGAUGAUCACUUCCAAACCCACCCGAACGUGCGACCGCACCACUGCGAGGAGUGUUUGCUGAAGCGCAAGAGCAAGAAUCGAAAAACAACCUCGGUGGGCUUCAAGUGUCAGCACUGCCCGAAGGUGUUCACCAAGGCCAAUACACUGCGGACGCAUCAGCGGUUGCACACGUCGGAGCUGAGGUUCCCGUGCGACGAGUGCGGCAUGAUGUACGACCGCUACCGGUUGCUGCAGGCCCACAAGGAUAAAUAUCAUUCGGAGGACUCGGUCCUGCAUCCCCCGCGGGAAACGUUCCGCUGUAUGUACUGCCCGAGGACAUUCAUGCGGCAGCGCGAUUGCAACUUCCACCAGGAAUCGGUGCAUGCGGUUUAGGCUGGUCGUUCUAACCGGGAUUAUUGUCUAUUACGAUUGAGAACAAAGCAACAUUUGGAAGUAUUUUUAGUAUUACUACCUACAACACUGAUCACAUUACGAAGCCAAGCAUAAAAUCACCCACUCACAAGCAUAUUUUGCAACCGGAGCAGAUUAUUAGGUUGAUAUAAUGUUUCUCUUCUUUACUAGGUUUAGUUUUUACUCCUAUGUUUUAGUACAUAUGACUUUAUUAUUAUUUUUUCAUAGCAUUGUGAUGGAACAGAAUUUCAUGAAACCAGACAUUACAUUUUAUACUCGUGACACAGCUAUUAGCUUCUUCCCUCCUGCAUAUACUAAAUACCUACUUAAUAAAAUUGAGUAAGAUCUGAUGCCGAUAUGUGCAACAACAAAA